ACAUAGCAGGGACACAGCAACACAGAGAGAUUACUGCGGACAAGAGUUCAGUAAAUAGACAGACAAACAGACAGAAGAGGGAGGCUGUAGUAGAUCACUGGCAGAUGAGUGAAUGACCAGAUUUUCAGUGGUUUCCAGUGAUACAAUAUACACAACAGUGAUAAACAAACUGAUUGCCAGUGAUUAAGGAAACUGAAAGAAAGGGAGAAAUGGGUCAGUUGUCCCGGGCCCAGGAAGAGAUAGGGCCAAAAAUUGUAUCCUCAAUACAUUUGGGUGAAGGGCCCUCUGCUGACUUUGUCCUGGGCCAUGCCAAAGCUGUCAGUGGCCCUGCCCUGGUGGUAGCCAAAGUAUGUGGCCUUUUCUGGGAGGCCAUUUUGUGAAAUGCCAUGUUUGCUCAACUCUGAUGGUACAACACACACUUCACACAACACAGAGCGUGUUACGGUAAAUGAUCUAAUCACAAGUUUGGAAAUGAACUACUGUGAAACUGACUCAAGCGGAUGCUCAAAUGUGACACUUGUUCGGUGACACAUGAGUUGUAGUGAGUGUGGAUUUGAGGCGUUAAAAAAACCACAUCCUGUUUUUUUUCUCCCCCAACAACACUAUGAUCCUUCUAUCACUAUGACAGUCAAGGAGGAAGUUUUUUUGUCGUCGCUAAGAUAUGAUUGGUCCCCUGAGAUUUCCCAGAAAGCCACAGUAGAGCUGGUGCCUCGACAUCACAAGCAGAAGUGGUGUAGGAAGUGGAGGACAAUGCGACAUGAGAGGAAAAAAGAUCAGCUAUGGCGCUGUACUCUCAGAUGAUUUGGGUGCUGUUUUCUGUGGCUGUCUGCGUGUGCCAUGUCCUCGCUGAAUCGACCCUGGCUUCCUUGCUCGAUGGGAGUAACGCCAUGGCAACCCCUGCAGUAACCAUAACAAACCUCAGGUUCAGCACGACGUCGGAAGAAUUAGCCGUGGGAGGCGUUUCAUCAUCACCAUCAAGAGUAGAAGAAGAAGCGACGACAACAAUGGCAGUUCAAACUACAACACCAUCAGCAGCACAGUCGGACGUCAGCAGCACAGACAACACAGAAAAACUGGACCAUGCAGAUGGAACUACGGCAGAUUCAUCACUUGAAAAAACAAACAUUUUAUGGUCAACCCUCGGAUUGACUACAACAAAUGGGGAGACAAACACACUAAACACUAACACUGACGGGUUGGCUGCUCAUACAGCUUCCACACCUGCAGCACAGCCGCAAGCCACAACCUCAUCCUUUCUCACUGUCAUUUCCACUAAAGAGCAGACCACCACCACCACUCAGAUCACAGGUUUGGGUCCCACCACAGCAGAGGAGCACUGGCUCUCCCAGCAGACGUCAGGCCCAUCUCCUCCUCCACAAGGGCCUAAGGCCACUGCUGGCCCUUGGGGAGUCGUGGCCAGCUCACAGACAACCCCCCCUGGGCCUGAGAGUAGCAACACUGUGGCAGUAACGCACCAGGCUUCAGUCGAUGGGACGAAUGACACCGAUUGGAGUGUAAUCCACACAGAGUCCAGUGCAGCAGGUUUGGCCGAAUCCUCAGGCGACACCGAAUCCACCAUGUCUCCCACGGGGCAUUCGACUCAGUCGGAGCCAGACAGCACUGGGACAGAGAGGGAAGGGGAAACCCUGACCGGCAGCACGCCAGCGAGGCAUGACGCAACGACGCCUGAGGCAGACACUACCACAACCUCAAGUGUCCAGCUCAAUGUCACAAUAACUGACAAUGACACACACACCACCACCACACCCACCACUAGCAGCCUCAGCACAAACCUCAGGACGAUAUUCGCCACUCUCAAAACGACAGCAGCAACGGCACAUACCUCUCCAGCUCCAACAGCACACACAUCUACGAGCACGGACAUGGAGAGUGGCACGUCAAACCUCAGUCUGUCUGUCGCCAUCACCGAUAGCACUUCAUCACCCCUCAACUCCUCCACCCUGCCACCACCACACACGGUGACCACACUCUCAUGGGUGACAACAUCAACAGGGGACAGCACAAGCCCAAAGGACCCACAGAGUCGCACCACUACUAUCUCCUCAGACUGCCCUGAGGUGGUCUCCACUCUGCUCUCCACCAAGCUGACCCUCUUCCUCACCAUGUGGGUGCUGGCCAUGCUGGCCUCCUUCUUCCUGGGCCUCAGCAUCUUCCUGUGGGCGCGGCUGAGCGCGGUGAGGAGGAGCGGCAGCUGGAUGGUGCAGAAAGAGAGAGAGAAAGAUAGAGGGAGAGGGGUCAACGGGAGAGCGGGAGGUGGAGGAAGAGGAGGAAGAGGAGGAGGAGCGCAGGAAAGGGGAACUGCGGAGGAGUGCGACAGCCUGUGGGCGAGCCCCAGCGCCACUGUGGAGGAGAGAGUGGAGUUCUGGUACGCCAACGCCACCAUGACCAACAGCAGCGACCGCCACAGAGGGAGGCGGGACUCAGACAGGAGGAGGAAUGGCAGCGAGAGGAAGAGGGAGGUGAUGAACGGGGGGCUGUGGUCUCAGCCCAGAGUGACUGUUGCGGAUAUCACAGAGUUUUGGUACGGCCGGGACAAGGCCCGGAAUCACCAGACAAUACCGGAGGAGGAGGAGACUCACUAUGUGUAGACUGAGAGUGCAUUCCAAUAGGCACACUCCCAUCCUCCACUUGUGCUUGUGGCCUCACCCCGCCUCCUGCCCCCGCCUCCCUGGAGAAAACAAUAAAGUUUCCCAGCUGUCAGUUUAGCCAAAACUAUUUUUGGGGGACUAUUCUUCAUUCACCAUCCAGUUUGCAAAUGAGAAAAUUACUUUACAAUUGAGUUUUUGCGAGAUAUUGAAAUAUAAUGCUGUUGUCGGUGAUGUCAUCAUGACAUAUUACUUCCUGGUACGAGGCCACAAGCACAAGUGGAGGACGCAAGGUCGCAUAUUGGAACGCAGACUGAAUAUGGACAUGGAUUAAAAGGACACAAGUGCACAAGGACAGAAGGACUGUGUGUAUGACACAUGCUGUGCAAAUAAACUUGCCUUGCCUUGCCUACAGACACUGGACCAAUACGUUUGAGCCUCACAAUUUUCGUCUGCUACUGUGGGCCAUUCAUUUGUAUAUUAAUGUAUUAAAAGUAGUCAAUUAUUCUGUGUUUUGUCUUAUAAAGUAAAUAUUUGUUACAACCAUGAUCCUGUUAUUUGUCAAAGUGCUCAGUUCUGGACACGCAUGCAUUUAGUGGAAGCUGCUGCCUCAGGUGUUUGAGAAACGUGAGACUGUUCACAUGUGCAAGGCAGGAAGAUGUUGCAGUUAUGGGAGAUUGCUUUACAGAGAAAGAGGAAAUGAUACUGACUUUUCAUCCGUUCAGGGAACACACCCUCUGCUGGCACUCACUAUUAGAGAACAGAUUAUGCCACCUAAUUAAAUGUCACCUUUGCGUACUGUGCAGGCCAAAAGUUUGGACACACAUUCUCAUUCAAUGCAUUCUCUUUAUUUCCGUGGCUAUUUACAUUACAUUGCAGACUCGCACGGAGGGGAUCAAAACUAUGCAUGAACACAUAUAGAUGUAUGUGCUGGAUAAAAAAUACCAAUUCUAGUAUUUGUCAAACAGCGAUGUCAGCUGUCUAUAUAUCUGAUGUCAACACGGCAUAACUGAUGGUCCCAUACAUUUCAAAAGGCUUAUUUUUGUCUAUUUUCAAGUAAAAACACCCAGUCAGUGAAGUCAACACAAGUGUCAUCCAAUUACUCAUUACAAUUGUAGAACUACAGAUUUAACCCAUUGAUGUCUGAUGUUGCAUUGCGCAACAAAGUCUCUGUUUGUUUGAGAUGAACACAUUCUAAUGAAAGAUGAGCAACUUAGAGCAUAUUUUUAUGUGCUUCAGAAGCUGAGAUAUUUCGUUUUUUAUAGGCUGUGGGCAGCUUUUCUUAAAAAAGGGCUCAGGCAUUCAGCACCCUUUUUUGCAGGUGCCUUAGGCGUCAAUGGGUUAAGAUGUUUAAACCUUGUUUUAGGCAUGUACUGUACAUACCAUUCAAGCACAUGCAAGUACAUGCAAAUACUGUAUUUGCAAGCAUGCAUAACUCAUUUAGACAAACAUUGACAAAGACACAAUCGACAAAAGGACAAACUCACUAAUAAAUG
This is a messenger RNA of Engraulis encrasicolus (European anchovy), 4102 nucleotides long. RefSeq names its product mucin-2. The record is from RefSeq and is a predicted model, not a curated record. The coding region runs from base 780 to 2609 and encodes 609 amino acids. NCBI's taxonomy places the organism in Eukaryota, Metazoa, Chordata, Actinopteri, Clupeiformes, Engraulidae. The transcript is spliced from 2 exons.